ACUUAAACUACCUCAAAAUUAUGUUUUACUUAUUUUUGCUGCUUUCCAGUAAGUAAUACCAGAAAAAGUAGCUGUUCUGUAUGUUCUUUCUGUAGAAUAGAGAUAAAAGGUAGCAUGUGCUGUUGGACUAGAAACCUUUAUUAUGUUCUAAACAAGACAGUUCUCUCUGCACUGGUCCAAACUGAAUGCUUGGCAGAAUGCUGGAGCUUGAGUUGGAGAAGUUCUGAUUAAGUUAAUUUAGGCUGUGCUUUGUUUCUCUUGAUACUUAAACAGUGAUUGCUGUUUCUAUUACUCCAGACAUAACCUGAAGAUUUAACAUCUGCAUCCAAUUAAAAAGCAGUGUUUUCCUACAAAGAGGUGAUCCAGGUUGUGCUGAUUGGCUAUGCAUAAUUCUGUUUACAUAUUUGAUGAUCAUUCUGACGAUGAAAUCCCCACCCAGCAAGCUAUUCAGGAAAGCUUACAAGAUAUUCAUAAAAUGGAAAGAAGUGCCAAUGCAAUAGAGGAUGAAAGUUUCCUGUGCGUUGCAAGCAAAGAACGUGAAGAGAUAAUUGCUGCAAUCCGGACAGGCCAAGAAGAGGCCUUGAAGAAGUUGGUGAGGCACAGUUCUGCUUUUGAGGAAGCAGAUCAGCAAGGCUGGCUUCCUAUGCAUGAGGCUGCAGCUCAGCUAAAUAAGAACAUCCUUGAAAUAACUUUAAAAGCCUCCCGUUCCGUUACAUGGGAACAGACCACACUGGGAGGGGAAACACCUCUCAUGGUGGCAGUCAGAAACUGCUUUUUGGAAAACGUCCACUUUCUACUGCUCAAUGGUUGCAAUCCCAAUAUUAAGAAUGAAGAUGGAGAUUCUCCUUUAGUUGUAGCAAUUAAGCACAAUUCAUAUGAGGUUGCCUCCUUGUUGAUAAAUUUUGGAGCAAAGGUGAAUUUGCCAUGUAUCCACAAGAGGACUGCUUUACACGAGGCUGCCAGGCUUGGCAGAAAGGAUCUGGUGAUGCUUCUGCUUCGUUCUGGGGCAGAUCCUGAUCCUCGCAGUGGAUAUGGGCUCACACCUCUAGCGCUGGCUGCACAAGCUGGACAUACAGAAAUUAUGGAGCUCUUAUUGCAAAAAGGUGCUGAUGUUCUUUCACAGGCAAUGGAUUAUUCUUCUGUAUUAUUUGAAGCAGCAGGAGGAGGAAAUCCAGACUCUCUGAAUCUUUUGCUAGAAUAUGGGGCUGAUGCUAAUGUGCCAAAGCACUCGGGUCAUUUACCAAUCCACAGAGCUGCGUAUAGAGGACACUUUCUUGCCUUAAAGAAUUUAGUUCCAGUUACUAAUUUUGAUGCCAUUAAAGAAAGCGGAAUAAGUCCAAUUCACUCAGCAGCAGCAGGAGCACAUCCUCAGUGCCUCGAGUUUCUCCUCAAGUCUGGGUUUGAUGCCAAUUUUAUGCUGGAUCAAAGAAUUCGCAAAGGCUACGACGACCGCCGGAAAUCAGCCCUGUACUUUGCUGUUUCCAAUGGGGAUAUCAGUUCAGCACAGCUGCUGUUGAAUGCUGGAGCCCUGCCAAACCAGGAUCCCAUCAACUGCCUCCAAAUAGCCUUGAGAAUGGGCAACUAUGAGUUAAUGAAUUUACUGCUCCGGCACGGGGCCAAUGUUAACUACUUCUGCAGAGUGAACACAACGCAUUUCCCAUCGGCUCUGCAGUAUGCUCUGAAAGAUGAAGUCAUGUUAAGAAUGCUGAUGAACUAUGGCUAUGAUGUGCACCGCUGCUUCGAUUGCCCUCGGGGAGAUGUGUCCCAUUCCCAGUACGUGACUGAUGGAUGGACUUCUACUGUUAUCAAAGAUACAAAGUUCUGUGAAGUGAUAACCUUGUCAUGGCUGAAGCAUCUUUGUGGGAAAGUAGUGCGAGUAAUGUUAGAUUACGUUGAUCAUGUUAACAUCUGCUGGAAGCUGGAAGCAGCUCUCAAAGAACAGGAGCUCUGGCCAGACAUCAAUUCAAUUUUAACAAAUCCUCGCUCCCUGAAGCAUCUUUGUCGCCUGAAGAUACGGGAAUGCAUGGGCCGGCUGCGUCUGCGUUGCCCUGUCUUCAUGACCUUCCUCCCACUGCCAAAUUGCUUGAAGGACUACAUUCUGUACAAGGAAUAUGACCUCUAUGGACCGGAAAGUUUCUUGGGAACCUCCAGUGUCAACUGCACAUAAUUAUUCUGUAUUUUGAAGGGAA
This is a messenger RNA of Centrocercus urophasianus (Greater sage-grouse), 2189 nucleotides long. RefSeq names its product ankyrin repeat and SOCS box containing 14 (gene ASB14). Gene Ontology annotation, biological process: intracellular signal transduction. Gene Ontology annotation, molecular function: protein binding. The transcript has 10 exons. The coding region runs from base 383 to 2167 and encodes 594 amino acids. Gene Ontology annotation, cellular component: cytoplasm. NCBI's taxonomy places the organism in Eukaryota, Metazoa, Chordata, Aves, Galliformes, Phasianidae. The record is from RefSeq and is a predicted model, not a curated record.